Molecule: messenger RNA, 690 nt
Organism: Eimeria tenella
Lineage: Eukaryota; Apicomplexa; Conoidasida; Eucoccidiorida; Eimeriidae
Product: mitochondrial 39S ribosomal protein L47 domain-containing protein, putative
Exons: 5
Coding region: 1-690 (229 amino acids)
Biological process (GO): mitochondrial translation
Cellular component (GO): mitochondrial large ribosomal subunit; mitochondrial ribosome
Molecular function (GO): structural constituent of ribosome
Source: RefSeq, a predicted model, not a curated record
AUGCGAGCAGCAGCUUCCCAGCUGCGGCUACACUGGCUGCUGCAUGCGCGCGGCUACCUGGACCCCUCGCUGCCUGCUGCUGCUAAGCAUGCGUUGGCUGUAACUGGAGACGCCUGGCCUGCGCGUUUGCUGCGCAACAAAUCCUUCGAAGACCUGCACAAGCUGUGGUUUGUUUUGUUAAAGGAAAAGAAUCUGCUGCUGGGCGAGCGCUGGGCUGCGUGGCAAACAAAAACGCAAAUGAAACAUCCGGAGAGACUCAAGAAGGUGAAGUUGAGCAUGAAACGGAUUUUGACAGUUUUGUCUCGCCGGGCGAUUCAUGAACAAUGUCUGUUUGCAAAGCGGCUGCUGCAGCAGCAGCAAAAGAGAGAAGCUUUGGAGCUGCAGCGGCAUGCACUUGAAGAGUUGCUGCUGCAGCUGCAGCAGCGCGUGCGGCUGCAGCAGCAGCAGCAGCAGCACGGCCGCAGCAGCAGCAGCCUCGCCUGCCUCGCCUGGCAGCAGCAGCUGGAAGCAGCGAAAGCGCAGCACGAGGAAAUCCUCAUUCAGCUCAAGCCUCUGCGAGAAGAGACGCAAAGCCUGCUGGCCCCCAGCUGGCAAUAUGAAAAGCGCUAUUCUGAUCUUCCGGGGAGAAUUACUUGGAGAAGAGAAGCGCUGCCUGUGCUGCAGCAGCGAAAGAAAGUUUUCAAGUUUUAA